CCACUGGUGACGUAGUUCAUUGCGAGAAGAUCGAGCGAUAGAGGGGGCAGGUGCAGGCGCCAGGAUUUGGGAAAGCGAGCGCUGCGGCUCCAAAGGAGGCAGGUCCUUCUUGACCGACAUUUUGAUAUCUCUCUUAUCAUCGACGUCCGUAUCUGGUCUUUGGACGCUGUUUUGUUUGGAGUCUGUCCUGUUCCCCUUCUUUUCGCUUCUCUGGACUCGACAGGAGGCUUCUCGCAUCGCGACGGAAGCGUUUUCUUGAGAGAGAGAGAGAGAGAGAGAGAGUCGACUACGCGAUCAAUACACCAAAACGCAAAAAUGACGCGACGAAUGGUGUAUGGUAUAGGGCUCUGGGUCUUCCUCGCCGCCGUUGCCCUUACCCUCACCUCCAUCUCCCUUCCCUCGUGGCUCUCCUACACCUCCCCAUCCUCCUCACCAACCUCCAAGCCUAUCCACGUCUCCUACGGCCUGCACUCCCGCUGUUCAUCUCUGACCGGAUGCUCGCCCUUUCCAGCUCAGGAAGACUGUCAUGGUGAGGAUCGCUAUUUCUGCUCCAUGUGGAGGAGUGUAGGCUUCUUGAUGAACUUUUCGGUUGUGCUCGAGUUGGCGACAUUUGUGUCCUUUGCAGUGGUUUUGCUGGGAGGAAGGGGCAAUAGGGAGAAUGGGUGGAAGAUGUGUGUGGGGUUGCUUGCUGUGGUUAUGGUGUGUCAGAUUGGUGCCAUGGGGAUUGUGGCUUUCCUUUUCGAUCACGAUAACCGCUUUUUCGUUGGCUGGACAUUGGAUAAGAGUUGGAUUCUUUGCACGAUCUCUUGGAUUGUUAUGGCGGUGGAUGUUGUGGGUAUGAGUGUCGCUGCAAAGGUUUUGCCUGCAGAGGACGACUAUGAACCUAUUCCUGAUAGGAGAUGAUGGAGUGAAUACGAUGCAGGUUGACAAGACGUCGAUAUGACUGCUGGAAUCUACACACCUGACGACUACACACGCACAACUACUUGCUUACCGCCACGAAAGAAGGCUUAGCAUAUGAUCUACUCUUUAGCAAGUCAUUACACAUAACCCACCUCUCCACAACCCUUUUCCUCCCUCCACCUCCCAACACCUUCUCUCCCUCCCAUCAUCAAAGAUCCCCCGUCAAAAACUGCGCCCUCCCCAUCCCAAAGCUCCAAUCCUCCUUUUCAUUCCUAGUACAACUAACCACCAAAUCCGUCUUUGGAACUCCACAUUCUUUUUCCAAUCUUCCUGCUAGCUCUGCGUAUAAAGCUUGCUUUUGUGUUGCAUCUCUGCCUUGUUGGAAGAUUUGGAUGAGGAUGAGUAGGUUUGUGCGGGGGUAGUCGAGGUUUGUGUCCUCGAAGAUUAAUUCGUAGGGUUCGUGUUGGGUUAUUAC
Molecule: messenger RNA, 1378 nt
Organism: Aureobasidium subglaciale EXF-2481
Lineage: Eukaryota; Fungi; Ascomycota; Dothideomycetes; Dothideales; Saccotheciaceae
Exons: 3
Coding region: 328-903 (191 amino acids)
Source: RefSeq, a predicted model, not a curated record